Molecule: messenger RNA, 1641 nt
Organism: Podarcis muralis (Common wall lizard)
Lineage: Eukaryota; Metazoa; Chordata; Lepidosauria; Squamata; Lacertidae
Source: RefSeq, a predicted model, not a curated record
GGUUUCACUUCCGGCAGCCCUGCUUGUCUGCCGGGGAAGCAUUUAGUGAGCGGCCACUUCCGGUGUCCUUUUCCCAGGUGGGGCAGCGGCGUGCUGGGGAGAGGAAGAAGAAGGAGGAGGAGGUUGCCAUGGCUCAGAGCCUGAAAGACUUGGCUGGGCGCCUGCCCACCGGCCCUCGGGGCAUGGGUACUGCUUUGAAGUUGUUGCUGGGUGCUGGUGCUGCAGCCUAUGGUAUCCGUGAGUCUGUCUUUACAGUGGAGGGUGGCCAAAGAGCAAUAUUCUUCAACCGCAUUGGUGGAGUUCAGCAGGACACCAUUCUUUCUGAGGGACUGCAUUUCAGAAUUCCCUGGUUCCAGUAUCCAAUAAUUUAUGAUAUUCGAGCUCGGCCCCGCAAAAUCUCCUCGCCAACAGGCUCCAAAGACUUGCAGAUGGUGAACAUCUCCUUGCGAGUUCUGUCACGCCCAAACGCCGCUGAACUACCCAGCUUGUACCAGCGCCUUGGUCUGGACUACGAAGAGCGAGUCUUGCCUUCCAUUGUCAAUGAAGUGCUCAAAAGUGUGGUGGCAAAAUUCAACGCCUCACAACUCAUCACCCAGCGAGCUCAGGUGUCUUUGCUUAUCCGUCGGGAGCUGACAGAGCGGGCGAAAGAUUUUAGCCUUAUUCUAGAUGACGUAGCCAUCACAGAACUGAGUUUCAGCCGGGAGUACACAGCAGCAGUGGAAGCCAAGCAAGUGGCUCAGCAGGAGGCGCAACGAGCUCAAUUCCUGGUGGAGAAAGCUAAACAGGAGCAGAGGCAGAAGAUUGUUCAAGCGGAAGGAGAAGCCACAGCUGCCCAGAUGAUUGGUGAAGCCCUCAGCAAGAACCCAGGUUACAUCAAGCUCCGCAAGAUCCGUGCCGCCCAGAACAUAUCUAAGACGAUCGCUGCAUCUCAGAACCGCGUGUAUCUUACAGCUGACAACUUAGUGCUGAAUCUACAGGAUGAAGGUUUCACUAGAGGAAGUGACAGCCUCCUGAUCAAGCAGGGGAAGAAAUGAACUAGCGGCCGCCUCCCAGACCCAUCGAAAUGACUGGCAGAAUGGGGGUUAUGCGCAGCCGUGGAAGAGCCUUGCACAUCUCUGCUGCCCAUAAGUCUUCUCUUUGGCCUGGGCCUUCUUUCCAGUUGUCAUCUUCACUUCCCAACGCGCCAUUAAUAAGCCCUUUCUUGGCUCAUCAUCUGGUUCCUGUUUUGGGGAACUGCCAGCCGUGAAGGCCAGCUGUGGAAACAAGUCUUCAUGCUGAGGCGGGGGGGGGGUAAACUUUUUGUUCCCAUGGUCACUGAUCCCACCCCACCCAGCCUGAAGGACUGGGUACAGGUGGGCAGCAGAGACCAGCCAAGGGGUUGGUUUUUAAGUAGAUCAAAUUGUUGCUCUCCUCUUCCUGCUGGGGCUGAAUGAGGCCUGAGUACAUAUAAUCCCCUGCCUCUCACGUCAGUGGAGAGUUUGCUAUCUUUGCCCCCUCCCCUGCCCCUGGCCCCCGCCGAGCACCUCGUCUCAGGAAUAGAUGGGGCUUCUGCAAGUGCUGUGAUCUCCAUUUAUGUAAGUUCUUUUGCAUCGUGAUUCACAACUUUAUACAAAUAAAAUCAGGUCCAAAACUCUUCUGACA